Messenger RNA from Nicotiana attenuata, 900 nucleotides. RefSeq lists its product as uncharacterized. Bases 1 to 900 code for a protein of 299 amino acids. The record is from RefSeq and is a predicted model, not a curated record. NCBI's taxonomy places the organism in Eukaryota, Viridiplantae, Streptophyta, Magnoliopsida, Solanales, Solanaceae. The transcript has 2 exons.
AUGGGUAUUAUUGAUGGCAAGUAUGAUGUAACUGUGGAGAUUAAUUCAGUACAACAGUUAACAUUGAGGUUAUUUGAUAUAGAGACGCAGAAGGAAUUUAUGAUCACAUUAGUCUAUGCUAAAUGUGAUCACUUUGACAGAAUUGAGUUAUGGGAUUCACUGUAUUAUUUAGCUCAAGACAUGACUAUCCCAUGGUUGGUUGGAGGUGAUUUUAAUGUGAUUUGGGAUGAAGAAGAGAAGUUUGGAGGGCUGCCAGUCCCUUUAAAUGAAGUUGAUGACUUCAGGCAUUGUAUGACUACUUGCAACCUUUCAGAUCUUGGUUUUAAAGGGAGUAUAUAUACUUGGUGGAAUGGUCGUGCAGAAGAAGACUGUAUUUUUGAAAGGCUGGAUAGAGUUUUUGCUAACUUUGAAGCUCAACAGUUAUGGCCAGGAAUGGAGGUCACUCAUCUGCCCAAAAUUGUACGGGAGAACUGGGAAGCAGAUCUCUAUGCAAAUCCUUUCAUAUUGUUUAAUCACAAACUCAAGAAACUGAAGAAGGCUCUAUCAACAUGGAGCAGGGCUACUUUUGGUGAUAUUUUUCAGAAGAUAGCUAGCUUGGAAGAGGUAGUUAGAGUUCAUGAAGCUCAGUUUGAAAUUAAUCCUGCAAAACAAAAUAGAGAAAGAUUGCAGAAGGUGCAGGCAGAAUUAAUCAAAUAUCUGGCAUUGGAAGAAAAGUUUUGGAAGCAGAAAGCUAGAAUGCAAUGGUUCAAUGAUGGAGAUAGAAAUGCGAAAUUAUUUCAUGCACAUGUGAAUGGGAGGAGAAAGAGGCUACAGCUUAAGAGAAUCCAAAACACAGCUGGUGUUUGGAUAGAAGAUAAGGAAGAAAUGGCUAAUGAGGCAGUACAAUUUUUUCAAAAAUAG